CUCCAACUCCUUAUCAGUUGAGCCAUAGAAACCACACGAUGCAUCCACAGUUGGACUCUCCAAGAUUUAUCUCAUGUGCUGAUUUUAUCGAAGCGCUAGAGAAGUGUCACCAAAGACCGUUUGUUGAAAGGGCGUUUGGGGUCUGUAAUAACGAGAAGGAGGCGCUUUCGGCGUGUCUCCAUGAGGCCAGAAUGCACUCUCAGAACCUGCAAAUUGUGAAGAAGCAGGAGAAGGGGAAGGAGAUGAAGAAGAAGUGGGAAAAGCUCAAAGACGACGAGUAUGGAGAAGACCAGUUCUUGUUAAAACUGCUGGAGAGAGAACAGGCCAAAAAGGCGGAGAAGUGAGUGGGAUAGCAUGUCGAUAUGGACGUAAUUUGUGUACAUAGAUA
Messenger RNA from Williopsis jadinii, 388 nucleotides. RefSeq names its product Cmc2p (gene CMC2). Bases 39 to 344 code for a protein of 101 amino acids. Lineage: Eukaryota; Fungi; Ascomycota; Saccharomycetes; Phaffomycetales; Wickerhamomycetaceae. The record is from RefSeq and is a predicted model, not a curated record. The transcript has 2 exons.